CUUCCUCUUUCCCCAGACGGUGCUCUGUCAAGCCGGGUGGAGGAGGGGCUCUCCGUGUGCGUGUUUCAUAACCAGUCGGUGGUGGUGUGUCUCCUUCCUUCUCAGAGGAUCAAAAAUGGCAACGAUAAGGACUCUCAGGAAACUGUGCCAGCACUUCCAGCAUCAAGCCAGUAGCCUGCACACGUCCGCCUCAAGGGCAGAGGCGGUGGUCAUCUCAGGGAGGAAGCUGGCACGUCAGAUCCGGGAAGAAACCCGGGCCGAUGUGGAGCAGUGGGUCUCAACCGGCAACAGGAGACCCCACCUGAGUGUCAUUCUCGUUGGAGAAAACCCAGCAAGUCACUCCUACGUUCUCAACAAGACUCGGGCUGCAGCCGACAUCGGAAUCUCAAGUGAGACAAUUCUCAAACACUCAGAGAUCAGCGAGGAGGAGUUACUGGACUUAAUUUAUAAACUCAACACAGAUCCCCGUGUGGACGGCCUGCUGGUCCAGCUACCGCUGCCAGACCAUAUUGACGAGCGCACGGUCUGCAAUGCAGUGGCUCCUAACAAGGAUGUGGACGGUUUCCACGUGGUCAACGUAGGCCGCUUGUGCCUGGAUCAAUCCACCAUGCUUCCUGCUACUCCCUGGGGAGUCUGGGAAAUAAUCAAACGCACAGGUAUUCCCACCUUUGGGAAGAAUGUCGUAGUUGCAGGACGCUCCAAGAACGUUGGCAUGCCCAUCGCCAUGUUACUGCACACAGACGGCGGUCAUGAGAGGCCAGGAGGUGAUGCCACGGUCACUAUUUCUCACCGUUACACUCCAAAGGAACAGCUUUGCCAGCACACUAAAAUAGCCGACAUUGUUGUGGCUGCUGCAGGAAUACCCAACCUGAUCACAGCUGACAUGAUCAAAGAGGGAGCUGCUGUGAUCGAUGUCGGAAUAAACAGAGUGCAGGAUCCUAUCACUGGAAAGAGCAGACUGGUUGGAGAUGUGGAUUUUGAAGCUGUGAAAAAGAAGGCAGGAUUUAUCACACCGGUUCCCGGGGGUGUCGGACCCAUGACUGUGGCCAUGCUCCUGAAGAACACCGUCAAAGCUGCCAAAAGCGUCCUGCAGUUCCCACCAGAGAGGAUCCGCAUGGCUGUCGCAUCCUAAUAGGGCCGCACAGUAAACCUGAGCAACAGUGACACAUUCCUCCCAGCACUACCCCCUUGUUUUCUUACUUGGAGCAGCACAGCAAGCUCCACUUUGCACACAGAGUGGAAAGAUGAUCGCUUGGAGGCUCUUCUUUCUGAGUGUCAAGUCCAGCCAUUUUUAGCCUGUUACACUAACUCAUGCAGCUGCAUGUGCUUUGUAACAGUAUUUAUCAUUUGCAAUGUAUGUCUUUGAUGGUUUUAAAGAGAUUGUUUCUAUUUAUUGCUACAGAGAUGCAAUAUUUUACACAUAAAUGCAGACAUGUGGCAAUACAUGACACUAAGAAGGAGCAGUGAAGCAGAGUGAAAGAGUCCUGCUUUUUUCAGUUAGUUUAGCCUGAUGUAAGAGUACGUUAAGGGCUAUAAGGAACAAGAUUUAUUACAAUACGAGCUUUAAAGAUUCACUAUUGCCUUGCAAAAACAAUGAAAUAAAUGUUGCAUUUUUCUGA
Messenger RNA from Girardinichthys multiradiatus, 1619 nucleotides. RefSeq names its product methylenetetrahydrofolate dehydrogenase (NADP+ dependent) 2, methenyltetrahydrofolate cyclohydrolase (gene mthfd2). Gene Ontology annotation, cellular component: mitochondrion. The transcript is spliced from 8 exons. The record is from RefSeq and is a predicted model, not a curated record. Bases 116 to 1132 code for a protein of 338 amino acids. Gene Ontology annotation, biological process: tetrahydrofolate interconversion. Gene Ontology annotation, molecular function: methylenetetrahydrofolate dehydrogenase (NAD+) activity; methylenetetrahydrofolate dehydrogenase (NADP+) activity; methenyltetrahydrofolate cyclohydrolase activity. Lineage: Eukaryota; Metazoa; Chordata; Actinopteri; Cyprinodontiformes; Goodeidae.